Messenger RNA from Dothidotthia symphoricarpi CBS 119687, 1365 nucleotides. RefSeq lists its product as uncharacterized. Bases 1 to 1365 code for a protein of 454 amino acids. Gene Ontology annotation, molecular function: oxidoreductase activity. The record is from RefSeq and is a predicted model, not a curated record. NCBI's taxonomy places the organism in Eukaryota, Fungi, Ascomycota, Dothideomycetes, Pleosporales, Dothidotthiaceae. The transcript has a single exon.
AUGGUUUCGCCGAUCCAGCUCUCGCCGACUCAUGUUGGCCUCAUCAAAACGGGUGAGAUUUCUCCGGAGUCACUUUCAAAAUGCAACAAACUCUUGCAAAAAAACCACGAGGAAUGGCACAUGUUCUUCCGAGACACUGCAGGUCAUAACCAUAUUGUUCAUAGCCUCCUUACAAUCUUGUCUUUGGGCGCCAGUCCAGAUGAGCUCCAGGCAAGAUACGAAGACGGAGUGAAGAUCCAGCGUUCGAUACCCUCGAUCGAUCACGCAUUGCUGGAUAAGUUGAGUAAUAAGAACGACACCGAAGCAUUAUAUGAGGCUUUGGUUGGACAGAUCAACCAGUAUCAUACGUUCCUCGAGUUCUUCAAGGCCGAAAUCGAGGUCAAUGGCUGGAAGGAAGUUGUACAGGAAUACGUUCUGGCGCGUACCAAGGUAGCCGAGGUCAUGCUAGCUCGCAUGUUCGAGGGUGCAUAUCAUCCCAUCAUCCACCUGGGCCUUGGGGUCGAGUAUCAGCAACCGGCUAUCAUCGCGGAGGCUCUCGCACAAGCCGCGGCCCACGACGACAGCAACAUCGGCACACUGUUAGUCAAUGCCGAAAAAGAAGCUGCUAUCGCAUAUCCGUCUAUCAAGCCAAAAUCAAUGCUAGAGCUGGUGAACGAGGUACGAGCAAGCGACACCAUUCGUAACGCACCAAAAUGGACCGACUUUGGAAACAAGAUGCGCGACGGCGUCGUCGGUCGCGCUGGCGAGGAAAUGUCGAGUCUGGCCUCACAGUUUCGCAUCCGCGCCGACGAAGAAGACCUGGAGAGACGCACCGCAGAGAUGAUCAGUACAUGUGCGUACUUCGCCGGUGCGGCACAGGACAAGAGCAAGGCGUCAACCCGCAAGAUUAAAAUCGAUUUCUUCUACAUGCACGCGGUGACCAGUAGUUUGUUCUUUACUGUACUUUCGUGCCAGAACUGGAUCAAGCUUGAGGACCGCGUACGUCUUGUCGAGUGGAAAGCACGUCUCGAUCUGGCUUGGUAUGCUGUGGCCGGAUCUGCAGUUUUGGACGGCAGCGCCAUUUCUGGGUACUCUUCUCCCGAGAGCGACGGCAUGGGAUGGGCCGAACUAUUUGAUGCGGUCAAUAAGGAGCACGACGAUGGCCAUGCUGCUAAGUUUCUCCGCGCCUUGAAAAAUGGGGAAAAUGUUGCCAAUAGGUUUGAGCAAGGGGAUUGGGAGGCUUAUUUUCCUAUGAAAGGCGAUAUGUGGUUGAAAUUGGCGAGAAUGUGUCAAGACACCACCAAAGGGCUGCCUACAGAUCUCAAGUGGGUACCAUUCACUGGAUUUGAGCAACCGUGGAAGAGACCAGACCUGCUGCAUGAGUAG